UCCGAGCGAAGACACAACUCUCGGCCGAAGCAAGCUUUGUUCUUCCACUAUGUAAAAGGCGAGAAAACCCACCACCCCCUGAACUGUAACAAAGCUCGUCACCUCGACCAUCACCACCGCCACCAAGGCCACAACAAUGAGUGGAUUCCACCCAUUCGAUCUGCGUGACCCCAUCCCCCCUACCCUCUCUUACCUCGAAUCCUCCCUCUUCACCUUCCCUCCCCGCUUGUCACUGGCGCCGGCGCUGGUGGAGGAGCUCGACCACUAUCACUACCUAGGGUUCACUCUGGACCCACUAAACCCCACGUCGUUGCCACCGUUCGGUUUCCCGCCCCAAUGCCUCCUUCGCGCCCCUUCGAUCGCGCGCCUCGACCUCCUCGCCGUGAAUGAUCCCUUUGGCUUCGAGCGCUCCGCCAUCGCCUCAUUAAAAGGGCUUCGACAGCGGGCGGAGACGGAGCUCUGCCUCCGGGACCUUAGCGAUCGUGUCGCCUCGCUGGAGUUUGGGCUUGGCCGGGCCCGAAGCCAGGAUGUCGACCGCAAGUACACGUGGACGGCGGAGUUCAGCGGGCCUAAAGGGCUCGGGCUCGACCGAAAGCACAGGUGGACGGCCACGGCCAAGGCGGGCGGAGAGAGGGCGGUGAAGUGUGCGGUGGAGAUCAAGGGCGUGGAGGAGGAGGAGGGGUUCGAUCGGAAGUUCGUGUGGGCGACGGAGGCGAACGGGGUAGGCAAGAGGUACGAGAAGUGGACGGCGGAGUUCAAGGGGAAGGAAAAGCUCUCACCGCUGAGCCACACGUACACGUGGGCCGCGUCGGCAAAGCCUCGUGAGGAGGAGGAAGGUCAGGAGAAGGCGGCAGUGAACAAGGAGAAGAAGAAGAAGGGGAAAACAGAGAAGCAAGGAACCGUCCAUGUGGUGGAGAUCGAAGUGAAGAAUCCUGGAGUCGUUGCCAUCAGAAAGGCUUUUACCAAGAGAUGCAAUAAGGGGAAGAAGAAGAAGGAGCUAUCACCACAAGAUGCUGCAUUGUUAAUCCAAAUGACUUUUAGGUCUUACUUGGCCCGCCGCUCUCAGAUUCUUCGCUGCCUUCGAGAGCUGGCUGUGGCCAAAGCCAGAUUGAAGGAGAUCAGGGCUAUAUUCUAUAAUUUCUCUUACCGUAAACGUGUAGCAAAUGAUGCAGAAGAACGCCAAAGAUUCUCUGAGAAAAUUAUUGUUCUUCUCUUGACUGUAGAAGCUGUUGAGUUGUAGGGUAAGAUUCCAAUAGAAUGAUUGGUUUGUUGCUAUAAGGAUUUCCCAAUUUCUGGUGUCAUCUUGGUGGGUAAGAUGGCAACUGUGGUAUAUUAUUUGGUUCUGUUUGAUGCCUUGAGAGAUCGGUAAGCUACAAUAAUUUGAGUUUUCCAAAUUUGCAAAUUAUUGGAGUAUCUGGUAAAAUUUUGUAAUAUUUUGCAUUUUAAAUGGUAUCCUUGAGUAUAUACAUUUAUUACCAUCUGAAAGCUGAUGCUUCAUGUGAUAAAUUGGUCCUCCAAAACACUUGGAACCUACUAUAGAUGUUAAAUACUCUAGACCUAGUACUUCUUGGAAGUUCUAUAGUGCAAAUACUUCCAUUCAAGAGGUCAUGGUUUUAUGAUGUUAUAUCAUCUGAUUAUGCUGUCGCAAUAAAUACAUCCAUCCCAGUUUUUAGGGCAGCUAACAGAUCAGACAUGAGUCAGCAUUUGUGUUCAGAGGGCACGCAGGGUGACUUGGAUACAAGAAGCAUCAUGCCUUGCUUUGGUCAUUUAACAGGCUUGAUUUCACCAAAUAUUGAUAGCGCAUAUAUUAUAUAGAGUAGACAAUCCAUUUGUAUGUUGCAUGAGUCAGGUCGUUGAUGCAGAUGGCAGGGAUGAGAGGAGAGGAACAGUUACCAUAACCAGAUCAAGUGGAAUGAGAGUGAUAUGGUCCCCUGAACCAGAUUAGAUCAGGCAGGUGGAUGGAGAGCAUAUAUUGCACCAACAGAUCAGAGGCCAAAGGAUGGACAUAUUCUGACGUCAAAUCCUGAACUUA
Molecule: messenger RNA, 2032 nt
Organism: Musa acuminata AAA Group (dessert banana)
Lineage: Eukaryota; Viridiplantae; Streptophyta; Magnoliopsida; Zingiberales; Musaceae
Product: BAG family molecular chaperone regulator 7-like
Exons: 3
Coding region: 137-1240 (367 amino acids)
Biological process (GO): protein folding
Cellular component (GO): plasmodesma
Molecular function (GO): protein binding
Source: RefSeq, a predicted model, not a curated record